This is a messenger RNA of Anopheles cruzii, 1649 nucleotides long. RefSeq names its product putative serine protease F56F10.1. NCBI's taxonomy places the organism in Eukaryota, Metazoa, Arthropoda, Insecta, Diptera, Culicidae. Gene Ontology annotation, biological process: proteolysis. The record is from RefSeq and is a predicted model, not a curated record. The transcript is spliced from 2 exons. Gene Ontology annotation, molecular function: dipeptidyl-peptidase activity; serine-type exopeptidase activity. Bases 34 to 1557 code for a protein of 507 amino acids.
GUUCGCCUUCGUAAAUUGCGCUUGAAAAUAAGUAUGUCGCAGAGGCUGCGGUUAAUUUCUUGUCCCGUCCUAGUCCUAGUUUGUGUCGCGGUGUUGCUGCCAUAUACGGAUGGUUUGCGUGGCUUUUGGCGUGGAAAGCGGUUCCAACCCGAUUCACCGAGCCGGUCAGACGCGACGUUUCUUGCGGAAGCGCAGCUAGAAACACCUGACCUGUGGUUUAAACAAGUACUCGAUCACAACGAUCCUACCAAUGCCGAAACCUGGCAGCAAAGGUACUACGUAAAUGAUCAGUUUUUCAACGAGUCCGAUCCGUACGCACCCGUCUUUCUCAUGAUCGGCGGUGAGGGAGAAGCGACGGCCCGCUGGAUGCACGAAGGAGCCUGGAUUCACUACGCCGAACGGCACGGUGCACUGUGCUUCCAGCUCGAGCACCGUUUCUACGGCAAGAGCCACCCGACGGCCGAUCUUUCCACCGAGAACCUGCGCUACCUUACAUCGGAACAAGCGCUCGCCGAUCUUGCCUACUUUAUCGAGGCGAUGAAUGCGAGGUACCGUCUCGAUUCGCACACUAACCGUUGGAUCGCGUUCGGGGGCUCGUAUCCGGGUUCGUUGGCCGCAUGGCUGCGGGAAAAGUAUCCGUCACUAGUGCACGGCUCAAUCAGCUCCAGCGGUCCGUUGCUGGCGAAGAUCGACUUUGUCGAAUACUACGACACGGUCGUUAGCUCGCUCGGCAACUACUCGAUGCGCUGUGUGGAGGCGGUCCAGAGUGCUAUGGAACAGGUGGAAACACUGCUUAAGCACAGGAUCGGCCAGCGGACAAUAAACGAAAAGUUUGACCUAUGCGAUGCGAUCGAGAAGUCGAUCAACAAUUCGCUCGAUGUGGCCAGCUUGUUUGAGGCGCUCGCAGGCAAUUUUGCGGGAGUUGUCCAGUAUAACAAAGAUAAUAGUCCGCAUGCGUCCCUAACUAUCGACGAGGUUUGCGAUGUGAUGGCGAACACUACCAUCGGGGCCCCGGUUAGCCGUUUGGCGGAAGUCAACCGGCUGCUGCUGGCGCAGGGCAAUCAGAGCUGCUUAGAUUACGUGUACGAAAAGUCAGUUCGACAAAUGCAAAACACUUCCUGGGAAUCGGACGUGGCCAGUGGAGCGCGCCAAUGGACAUAUCAGACGUGUACCGAGUUUGGGUUCUACCAAACAUCCGACAACUCUAGUUACGUGUUUGGUGACCGCUUCCCGGCUGAGUUCUUCGUACAGCAGUGCAGUGAUAUCUACGGCGAUCGCUUCAAGGCGGACUCGCUGGCCCGAGGCAUCUACCGGACGAAUAACAAUUACGGGGCGCUAAAUCCAGGAGCCACGAAUGUCCUCUACGUGCAUGGCUCGAUCGAUCCGUGGCACCGGCUGGGACUGAUAGAGAGCAACGACGUUUUCACGCCGGUUAUCUUCAUCGACGGAACGGCCCACUGUGCCAAUAUGUAUGAGCCGAGAGAUACCGAUUUUCCGCAGCUAAAACAGGCGCGCCUAGAAAUCGAAGCCUUUAUUACGAAUUUGCUCACUAUUUGAGCUCAUAAUUUAAUGUACACACACACAAUUUAAUGUAAUAAACAUGGGAAAAUUUAUUGAAUAAAAAAAUGUCUCGCUUGCUGUUCCUGGCG